This is a messenger RNA of Guillardia theta CCMP2712, 1320 nucleotides long. RefSeq lists its product as hypothetical. The record is from RefSeq and is a predicted model, not a curated record. Lineage: Eukaryota; Cryptophyceae; Pyrenomonadales; Geminigeraceae. Bases 1 to 1320 code for a protein of 439 amino acids. The transcript has 5 exons.
AUGGCGACCGCGGCACAAGCGCUCUUGCGCCCGACCGUGCAGCACUCCCCAACCUUGGAAUCUUUUCGGGAUGUGCUGAAUCGCCCAUCCACCAAGAGGACAGAAGGAUUGCAACGUUCGCCCAACGGCUCGUCGGGUGAACACACCAUGGCCAGUAUUCUUCUAUCAAAUCUACGGGAAAGCCCUGUGAUGGAUUCAUCCACCACUCCAAGAUCAGAGCAAGUGACGAAAACUGAUUGUAUCAAGGCCAGCGCAUGCUUACUCUCGGAUUUUGCCUUAUACCCGAGAGAUUCUCACCAGAAGAAGCUCAAGACUUUUGAGAUCUCGGAGUUUCGGAUCGGUCAACCCAUCAUAACUGUGCUAGAAGAUCUGAACCCGCCUGAAGCGGCUGAAGAGAAUGAAAAGCUUGCGGCAAAGCGCAAGGCUGAGGAGAUGGGAUUAGACGAGAAAGAAUUGUUGGCUGCUGAGAUCUUGUCCGCUUCUUUCGGAGGAGGAAGCGAUAGCGUUGUUAGCGCAAAGAGCGGCAGGAGCAAGGCGGCGAGAACUGACGGUCGAGGGCAUGGUAAUGGCUCUCGCAAUUCCAACAGGGCGAGCGUCGCAUCAGAGGGGGGUGAGAAAGACUCAACUGUGGGGAGGUUGAGCAAUCGGCGGCAGUCGUCGAGUGACAGCUCCCCGAGUGCUCCGAUCGUAGAGUGGGCCCGCAAGGUUGUUGAUUUCUUGGAAGUGAACGGGCAGGACCUGCUUCAUGCGAUCUGCGCCCAUUACAGAAUAGAAUUCUCGGGAGAUAUCCGCUCGAUCCGAGACUACUCCAUCGAGCAACUUGCGCACAAUGCAAUCUUUAACCCAGCUCUUCCGAAGACUUCUGGACGACUACCAAAGAUGCUGAGGGAUGUGGACGGGGUGGCGGAUUGGAACAUGACAUUCUUGAAGAACAAAGCAGGAAUCUUUCGAGCCGUUCGGGUCACAGCAACACUCCAUGGAGAUCCAUUGUUCCUCGAGUGCAGAUGUUGCUCCUACUGCGGUUCUUGCUUCAGUGGUCGCUUCAUGAAGCCCAAUGCCAUGCAUCAGCAGGCUGGGGGAUGGAAGGAAAUCACUGAGAGGACGGCAGCUGGCAAGUAUUCCUGGGCAACCUUGAAGGGAUGGAGACUCUGCGUCCCCUGCUUCACCCAUUGGGCUUCCAACGGCACCAACGUGAAUGCCAAUAGGCCAAGCAUUGAGGAUCUUGUCACUGAGCAGAAGCCCGGCAGGACAGAAGGUGUUCUGCGUUGGGAGACCGUCUCUUCUGUAGCGUUCGACCAGAAGUCUGUGGCGGAUCCAUAG